Lotus japonicus is the source of this 831-nucleotide messenger RNA. RefSeq lists its product as uncharacterized. The record is from RefSeq and is a predicted model, not a curated record. Lineage: Eukaryota; Viridiplantae; Streptophyta; Magnoliopsida; Fabales; Fabaceae. The transcript is spliced from 6 exons. The coding region runs from base 1 to 831 and encodes 276 amino acids.
AUGGCGCCAAACGGUGAUGAGGCGCUGGAGUUGGGAGGGGAUUCCGGUGAGUUCGAAGAGGCGAUCCUUGAUGGAAGUGGCGUAGAGGAUCAGAGGGUUAGGGUUUUCCCGUCCAAGUGCUUCACGAACAGAAGUUUAUGUCCUGGUAGAGAAGCAUGGAGGAUCAGAGCAAGGGUUGUAAGGAAGUGGGAGAUGGCACCUACUGCUGAUCCUUCUAAACCUUAUGCUAUCCAACUUGUCUUGAUUGAUUCUGAGGGUAAUAAAAUUGAGGCAAAUAUCAAGAAGUAUUUGAUGAGCAAAUUCGAGAGGGAAAUUGUUGAAGGAAAUGUAUACAAGGUGAAUUGUUUCUCUGUUGUGGACAAUAAUGGGGAAUAUCGUGCUACUGAUCAUGAGUACAAGAUUAUAUUCAAUAGUAAGACAAAGCUUCAAAUUGAUCAGUGUGAUACCAUUCCUAUGCUUGGUUUAUCAUUCAAGGAUACAUCAGAAGUUAAGAUGACUAUGGGGGAGUCUGAUUUCUUGAUAGAUAUUAUUGGAUUUGUCACAGGUGUGUCUGAAGAGCAACAAUUUCCAAAGUCUGGAAGGGUUACUAGAAAACUUGAAAUGGAAAUUACUGAUGACAAGGGAAAGAUCAAGAUGGCUGUUUUUGGAAAGUAUGUUGAUAUUGUUAAAGGGUUUCUUGCUGUUGAUGGUGUUGGACUUCCAGUUAUUAUUGUGCAAUUUGCCAAAAUCAAGACAUACAGAGGAGAAGUUGUUAUCCAAAAUGUUAUGCAAGCUACCAAGUUAUUUUGGAAUGCUGAUAUUCCAGAAGUUGCUGCUUUUCGUGAUGGGUAA